CAGCCCUUGACAGAUGGUGUAAAAUGUAUCAGUAGAAGACUGUGAUGUUAUUUGUUUUCAAAAAGAGGAAUUAGUGAGAAUCUGAGUGAUGCAGCAGAGAUGAAACUUGAGGCAUGUCUAAUCCUAAUGCUGAACGCGAUGGCGUUGGGCAUGCGUCGCGGCCCGCAUCACCCUCACGGGCAGACCCCGGUUGACCACAAGCACCACCACUACAAGCCACGGGGCUCGGAGUCACUUACCGGAGACGUGCAGCUAUUGCAUGAUACCAAACACAUUGAAGAAGACGCACAGGUACUGACAGCGGAAGCGCUAUCGAAGAUGACGCCAGAAGAAUUAGAGUUCCAUUACUUCUCAGCUCACGAUUUCGAUAAAAAUUCCAUGUUGGAUGGAUUGGAACUGCUGAAGGCUGUAUAUCAUACUAUUGAGCAUGAAGCACCAGAUCCUGAUGCAGAUUCAUCCAUUGAACCAGAAGCCAAUGAUCUUGACGCUUAUAUUGCUCUAGUGGAUCGAACAUUAGAAUCAGACGAUAAAGAUGGAGAUGGUUAUGUGUCCUAUGCAGAAUACAGAGCAGCCAGAGCCAAUAACCCAUCAGAAAGAACUCCCCAUGUUCUUGCAGCGAAUGCUCCUUAAUUAAAUAAUCAGGAAUUGUGAUAUGCAGUAUAGAUGGACCUAAAUGAUUUUAAUUUUGUAAAGAAAGCAACGAAUGUAUUUAGGAACAUUUUAAUAAGAAUAAUAGAUCUAUUUGGAAAUGUAUGAUUGCAGACUGAUUUGGGCUAAUUUGUGGAUUUGCAAUGGGCUGUAGCUAAAGGAUUUCUAUGAAUAAAACAAUACGUCAGCUCUUUCUGUACAUAGUUUUAUUACUUAAAUAAACUUAGUUUCCUGUUUUUCUU
This is a messenger RNA of Spodoptera frugiperda (fall armyworm), 890 nucleotides long. Its product is annotated as multiple coagulation factor deficiency protein 2 homolog. The transcript has 5 exons. Bases 100 to 630 code for a protein of 176 amino acids. The record is from RefSeq and is a predicted model, not a curated record. Gene Ontology annotation, molecular function: calcium ion binding. Lineage: Eukaryota; Metazoa; Arthropoda; Insecta; Lepidoptera; Noctuidae.